Messenger RNA from Symbiodinium pilosum, 585 nucleotides. The record is from the annotation of a GenBank genome assembly. Lineage: Eukaryota; Dinophyceae; Suessiales; Symbiodiniaceae.
AUGGAUGCAAUCACGGCACCGGAGGACGGUCUCGACACUGCCAGCAACGGCCCGCGAUUGAUCGCGGCAUUGCAAGAUAGACUCAGGCAAGCACUGAAUGAGCUCCGCGCGUGCAGGCAAAACGAGGAUUCUGCCGUCGAACGGCCACAUUUCAGCUGUGAUUUGAAGGAUCAUGCCGACGUGUUGGGGCCGGCUGCAGUGGCGCGGGAAUCAGCCGCGUGUAUGUCGAGCUCAGCGCAGAGACCGAAUGCGCAGGCUAGUGCGACGGCUCAACCUACUGUUGAGGAGGUGGAUCGAAGUCAACUGAAGGAGGAGCUGAGCAUGGCGAAGGCGUUGCUAAUGCUCAACAAUGUCUCUCUUUGCAUGGACUUGGAUGAGGGUGCCGAGGACUUGAGUGCUGCGGAGGUUGUCCGAUUGAAAGGCAACCCACGCCUCAUACAGCUUCUCAUCACUCUCAAGCAGAAGGUGGCCCUGCUCAAUCAACAAUAUCUCCUCCUCCGAGGUGACAUGUUGUACCUCAAGCACGAGAUGAACGUGUGCAAGAACUGGGUGCAGCAGUCCGUGCGGUCCGCUUUGCAGAGCUAG